AUGGGUAUUCCUUGGAAGGCCUGGUAUCGUAUUCCAAAGAAGUAUGGAGGCUUGGGUUUUAUGGAUUUAAGGGCUUUUAAUUUGGCAAUGUUAGGCAAGCAAGCCUGGCGGUUUCUCACUAGGCCGCACUCACUGGUGGCAAGAAUUUAUAAAGCCAGAGAUGCCCAUGAGCUUGAGGGUUCCUUGGUCUCAAGGCUGAUUGACCCAAACUCUGGGACAUGGGAUCAUUCUAUUCUUCUUGAUAUUUUUUCACCUACGGAUGUAGAACGCAUUUUGAAGGUUCCGGUGAGCCUAGAUUAUGAGGACUUUUGGUUUUGGCUGGGGACCCGGGGUUGCUAUUUGGUUAAAGAAGGUUAUAAGCGCACUGUUGGAAGUUUUGACAUUAUGCCGGGGACUUUUGAUAAAUGGUUACAUCUUUGGAAAAUUAAAUCCCCUGUAAAGUGGAAAACUUUUCUCAGGAGAGCCCUUUCAAAUGUCCUCCCUACUACUACUAACUUGAUUAUAAAGAGAGUAGAUGUGAAUCCUUCAUGCCCUAUGUGUGGUCUUAUGCAUGAGAAUAUUAUGCACUCCCUACUUUUAUGUGAUUUUUUUAAACUAGUUUGGCAUGAAUCAUCUUUGCAAAUGUCUAGUGUGGUUGGGAAUGAUUUUAGUAUGUGGUUUACUAAUGCAUUGAGUGUGCUAACAGAGGAGGAACUCCUUGUGGCUGUUGCAGUUUUAUACCACAUAUGGAGGGCUCGCAAUACAGCUGAAUGGGAGGGCAGUUUGCCACAUCCAAAGGGCGUAUGGCGAAGGGCACAGACUGCCGUUGUCGCCUGGAGGGAGGUUCAUAUGGCACUGCCCAUCGACGCCACCUCCUGCUCAGCAUCGCCUAACUCCAGUUGCUACUGUUUCGAACGUUGUCGUGCCUCAUGCAGCAGGGUUGCCACCGAGGUGCUUCUUCGACGGCAGCUUUCAACCAGCCACCAAGAGGGCCACGGUGGGAGCGGUCUUGCUCUCGGCGGAUGGAGUGUUCCUCGCAGCUUUCAAUGGUCAUCUCCCCGCUUGUUUCUCUCCACUAAUGGCCGAGUCGUUGGCAUGCAAAGAGGUGCUAUCAUGGCUCAAGGGUCGUGGACUCGUGGUCUUGCCUCCGUGGAUGUCUACACUGAUUGCUCCAACCUCAAGCAUCUACUCACCGCAGUCAACACUACUCUCUAUUCUUAUGUUGCUUUUUCAGUUGAUGCCUCUGGGGCUUUAAUGUCGGCGUUUAAUCAUUGCUUUGUUAAUUUAGUGCCUAGAGCUGCUAAUCUAGGUGCUCACACGCUUGCUACAUCGGUCUAUUUGUAG
Ipomoea triloba (trilobed morning glory) is the source of this 1323-nucleotide messenger RNA. RefSeq lists its product as uncharacterized. The record is from RefSeq and is a predicted model, not a curated record. Lineage: Eukaryota; Viridiplantae; Streptophyta; Magnoliopsida; Solanales; Convolvulaceae. Gene Ontology annotation, molecular function: nucleic acid binding; RNA-DNA hybrid ribonuclease activity. Bases 1 to 1323 code for a protein of 440 amino acids. The transcript is spliced from 2 exons.